Molecule: messenger RNA, 5417 nt
Organism: Calypte anna (Anna's hummingbird)
Lineage: Eukaryota; Metazoa; Chordata; Aves; Apodiformes; Trochilidae
Gene: TNIK
Product: TRAF2 and NCK interacting kinase
Exons: 32
Coding region: 146-4216 (1356 amino acids)
Biological process (GO): protein phosphorylation
Molecular function (GO): ATP binding; protein kinase activity
Source: RefSeq, a predicted model, not a curated record
GCGGCGGCAGCGGCGGUGGCGGCGGCCGCGGCGGCUUCUGCUUCCCGGCGUCCCGCAUGAGGAGAAGCGUUAAAUAGCGCCAGAGCCGCGGCGGCCGCCACUGCCCGCUCGGUGGCGGCGGGGCCGCUUGGCCGGCGGCGGAAACAUGGCGAGCGAUUCCCCGGCGCGGAGCCUGGACGAGAUCGACCUCUCGGCGCUGCGGGAUCCUGCUGGAAUCUUUGAACUUGUGGAGCUUGUUGGCAAUGGUACCUAUGGGCAGGUCUAUAAGGGUCGUCAUGUUAAAACAGGCCAGCUUGCUGCUAUUAAGGUUAUGGACGUCACCGGGGAUGAAGAGGAAGAGAUCAAACAAGAAAUUAACAUGCUGAAGAAGUAUUCUCACCACCGGAAUAUUGCUACAUAUUAUGGUGCUUUUAUAAAAAAGAACCCACCAGGAAUGGAUGAUCAGCUCUGGCUGGUGAUGGAGUUCUGCGGCGCGGGCUCCGUCACCGACCUCAUCAAGAACACGAAGGGGAACACCUUGAAGGAGGAGUGGAUCGCCUACAUCUGCAGAGAGAUCUUACGGGGCUUGAGUCAUCUACACCAGCACAAAGUAAUUCAUCGAGACAUCAAGGGACAGAACGUGUUGCUGACAGAAAAUGCUGAAGUUAAACUGGUGGAUUUUGGAGUCAGUGCUCAGCUGGACAGAACAGUGGGCAGGAGGAACACCUUCAUUGGAACACCCUACUGGAUGGCCCCCGAGGUCAUCGCCUGCGAUGAGAAUCCUGAUGCCACUUAUGACUUCAAGAGUGAUUUGUGGUCUUUGGGGAUAACAGCCAUCGAGAUGGCAGAAGGUGCUCCCCCUCUCUGUGACAUGCAUCCCAUGAGGGCCCUCUUCCUUAUCCCCCGCAACCCAGCCCCGAGGUUGAAAUCCAAGAAGUGGUCUAAAAAGUUUCAGUCCUUUAUUGAGAGCUGCCUAGUGAAGAACCACAGCCAGAGACCAACUACAGAGCAGCUGAUGAAGCAUCCCUUCAUCAGGGACCAGCCCAACGAGAGGCAGGUCCGUAUCCAGCUCAAGGACCACAUUGACAGGACUAAAAAGAAGAGAGGAGAGAAAGAUGAGACAGAGUAUGAGUACAGUGGCAGUGAGGAGGAGGAGGAGGAAAAUGACUCUGGAGAGCCCAGCUCCAUCCUAAACCUGCCCGGGGAGUCAACGCUACGCCGGGAUUUCCUGAGGCUGCAGUUGGCCAACAAGGAGCGGUCGGAGGCUCUGCGGAGGCAGCAGCUGGAGCAGCAGCAGCGGGAGAACGAGGAGCACAAGCGGCAGCUGCUGGCGGAGAGGCAGAAACGGAUCGAGGAGCAGAAGGAGCAGAGGAGAAGGCUGGAGGAGCAACAGAGGCGGGAGAAGGAGCUACGGAAGCAGCAGGAGCGGGAGCAGCGGCGGCACUACGAGGAGCAGAUGCGGCGGGAGGAGGAGCGGCGGCGUGCUGAGCACGAGCAGGAGUACAUCAGGCGACAGUUAGAGGAGGAGCAGAGACAGUUAGAGAUCCUGCAGCAGCAGUUGUUGCAGGAGCAAGCUCUACUUCUGGAAUAUAAACGGAAGCAGCUGGAGGAGCAGCGUCAGGCGGAGAGGCUGCAGAGGCAGCUCCAGCAGGAGAGGGACUACCUGGUGUCCUUGCAGCAGCAGCAGCAGCAGCAGAGGCAGGACCAGAGGCCAGCAGAGAAGAAACCCCUCUACCAUUACAAAGAAGGGAUAAAUGCCAGCGAGAAACCAGCGUGGGCCAAGGAGGUGGAGGAGCGCUCGCGGCUCAAUCGCCAGAGCUCACCGGCCAUGCCCCACAAGGUGGCCAACAGGAUUUCUGACCCCAACCUGCCUCCUCGCUCUGAAUCCUUCAGCAUCAGUGGUGUGCAGCCAGCCAGGACCCCACCCCUGCUCCGACCCGUGGACCCACAGAUUCCACAUCUGGUCACUGUGAAAUCCCAAGGAAGCUCCUUGUCUGGCUCUCAGUCACUGCAUGAACAGCCUGCAAAGGGACUGGCUGGGUUUCAGGAGGCUCUGACGGUGACCUCUCACCGCACUGAGAUGCCAAGGCAGAACUCGGACCCCACCUCAGAAAAUCCUCCUCUGCCCCCUCGCAUUGAAAAGUUUGACCGAAGUUCUUGGUUACGGCAGGAGGAAGACAUUCCACCAAAGGUGCCUCAACGAACCACUUCCAUAUCCCCUGCUCUGGCAAGGAAGAACUCCCCAGGCAAUGGCAGUGCCCUGGGGCCCAGGCUGGGCUCCCAGCCCAUUCGGGCAAGCAACCCGGACCUGAGGAGGACUGAGACCAUCGUGGAGAGCCCACUGCAGAGGACCAGCAGUGGCAGCUCCUCCAGCUCCAGCACUCCCAGCUCCCAGCCCAGCUCCCAAGGUGGUUCCCAGCCUGGCUCCCAGGCUGGCUCCAGCGAGCGCAACAGAGUCAGAGGGAACACCAAACCUGAAGGGUCCCCUGUGCUCUCCCACGAGCCCGCCAAGGUAAAGCAGGAAGACAACAGGGAUGUGACACGACCGAGCCGACCCGCUGACCUGACGGCUUUAGCCAAAGAGUUGAGGGAGCUGCGCAUCGAGGAAACCAAUCGCCCCCUGAAGAAGGUGACCGACUACUCCUCCUCCAGUGAGGAGUCAGAAAGCAGCGAGGAGGAGGAGGAGGAUGGGGAAAAUGAGAUGCACGAUGGGACCGUGCCCGUCAGUGACAUCCCACGGCUUAUACCAACAGGAAUUCCUGGAAGCAAUGAGACGUACAACUUGGGAAUGGUGACAACCCACGGGCUGGAGACUUCCCAUGCAGAUACGUUUAGCAAUAUUUCAGGGGAAGGGACAUUAAUGGUGAGGGAGACCUCUGGUGAAAAAAAGCGUUCUGGCCACACAGCCAGCAAUGGCUUUGCAGGUCACAUCAAUCUCCCUGACCUGGUGCAGCAAAGCCACUCGCCAGCGGGCACGCCGACCGAGGCCCUUGGGCGAGUCUCCACCCAUGCACAGGACAUGGACUCGGUGCCUGAAUAUGGUAUGGGAAGUAGCACCAAAGCCUCUUUCACCCCCUUUGUGGACACCAGAGUGUAUCAGACCUCGCCUACUGAUGAAGAUGAAGAUGAGGAUGAAGAGUCAUCUGCUACUGCCCUUUUCACCAGCGAGCUGCUCAGACAGGAACAGGCCAAGCUGAACGAAGCCCGGAAAAUCUCGGUGGUGAACGUCAACCCCACCAACAUCCGUCCCCACAGUGACACCCCGGAGAUCCGGAAAUACAAGAAACGCUUCAACUCGGAGAUUCUCUGUGCUGCUCUCUGGGGUGUGAACCUGCUGGUGGGCACAGAAAAUGGCCUGAUGCUGCUGGAUCGAAGCGGACAAGGGAAGGUCUACAACCUGAUCAACAGGAGGAGAUUUCAACAGAUGGACGUGCUUGAGGGGCUGAAUGUCCUUGUGACAAUAUCAGGAAAGAAGAACAAGCUGCGUGUGUACUAUCUCUCCUGGCUGAGAAACAGGAUUUUACACAACGACCCUGAGGUGGAGAAGAAGCAGGGCUGGAUCACGGUUGGGGACCUGGAAGGAUGCAUCCACUACAAAGUUGUGAAAUACGAAAGAAUCAAGUUCUUGGUGAUUGCCUUAAAGAAUGCUGUAGAGAUCUAUGCUUGGGCUCCUAAACCAUAUCACAAGUUUAUGGCAUUUAAGUCUUUUUCAGAUCUCCAGCACAAGCCGCUGCUCGUGGAUCUCACUGUAGAAGAGGGUCAGAGACUCAAGGUUAUCUUUGGAUCACACACUGGUUUCCAUGUGAUUGAUGUAGAUUCUGGGAACUCUUAUGAUAUCUACAUACCAUCUCAUAUUCAGGGCAAUAUCACUCCUCAUGCCAUUGUCAUCCUGCCUAAAACAGACGGGAUGGAGAUGCUGGUGUGCUAUGAGGAUGAAGGUGUGUAUGUCAACACCUAUGGACGGAUAACUAAAGAUGUGGUGCUCCAGUGGGGAGAAAUGCCUACUUCUGUGGCCUACAUUCAUUCCAAUCAAAUAAUGGGCUGGGGAGAGAAAGCGAUUGAAAUCCGCUCGGUGGAGACGGGACACUUGGAUGGAGUAUUUAUGCACAAGAGAGCUCAAAGGUUAAAGUUUCUAUGUGAAAGAAAUGAUAAGGUAUUUUUCGCGUCGGUGAGAUCCGGAGGAAGCAGCCAAGUGUUUUUCAUGACCCUCAACAGAAACUCCAUGAUGAACUGGUAACAGAGGAGCACUUGGCACUCACCACCAAUGGCAUUAUUUCUAAUUUAAAGGACAUUAAACACGAGGACUAACACUGUAGAGGCAGGUGCAGAGGGCGCCCAGGAACACCGCUCCCCCGGGGCGGGGGCUGCGGGCAGGGAUGGACUUUCACGCUUGGACCCCCCGAGGUCUCCUGAUUACGCUGUGUUAUAGUGGGUUAUGAGUUUUUCCUUUAUUUUAUUUCGUUGGUUUUUUUGUUUGGUUUUUUUUUUUUUUAUUUUACCCUUUCCUUCGUUUCCCCUACUUUGUAAGAUCGGGGAAAGAAACAGUGUCCAAAAGUCUGUUUUUAAUUCUGUCUGCCUGCUAGCAUCAAAUAUAUAGUAUGUUGUAAAGUUACCAAUUAAAUCUGGUGAGAGACAGCACAAUAAAUGUACCUUUUAUCUUUGUGACGAAGGCCAUAACCGUAUAGCUGGGUAAUUUUAGGAAUCUUUUGCCUUCACCAACAUUUACAUGUUGCUUUUGGCAGCAACGGCUUAACGGAUUUUUAAAAGAAGAGAAGAAGUAAUAGGGUGGGGUUUUUUUUCCCCUCUUUUGGGAAAUGGAUUUUAAAUGGCUAAACUACUAGCCUUAGACUAAUAAAAAUCAGCUACCAUUUCUGUCAAGUCUGUCAAUCCAUAUUUCCAUAUGGAUCUUCACAUAAUGGUGUGUCUUGAUAGGGCCGGAGGUGCCAUUUGUUGUUACUCCAGAGGUGCCCACCUGCCCCGGGGCUUGGCCGGGGGGAUCAGAGGAGGAGAGGACAACGGAGCGGUCGGAAGAGCCCCGUGCUCAACCCCCAGGUGUGGGAUUUGUGGCUGCAGAUGGCUCUGGAGGUGUCGGGGGUGAUGGACCCCAAUGCCAAAACCGGUGCAAGCUGUGGGUGCCCGGAGCCAGAGGCAGCCGAGGUUCAGGGAGAGCAAAAGAAGGAGCUGCCUGUCCCCCACCUUGCUGGAUUGGGCUUGUAAAGAGCUUAAAAAAAGAAAAAAACAAAAAAAAAAUUAUAUAUAUAUAUGUGUGUGUGUGGUUUCCGGAGGUCUCUCUACUCGUUUUUUUUCCGCCCCUUCCGCUCCUUAGGAAUUACCCAACAUACAGUGGAAGACAACAUCCGUGCCGAACCGUGUGUGCGUGUGUUUAGUUCAGGUUGAAUCUCGUGUCCUUAUAAAACUCUGCUCAGUUGAUUUCCAUU